Molecule: messenger RNA, 1851 nt
Organism: Uloborus diversus
Lineage: Eukaryota; Metazoa; Arthropoda; Arachnida; Araneae; Uloboridae
Product: angiotensin-converting enzyme-like
Exons: 12
Coding region: 1-1851 (616 amino acids)
Biological process (GO): proteolysis
Cellular component (GO): plasma membrane
Molecular function (GO): metallopeptidase activity; peptidyl-dipeptidase activity
Source: RefSeq, a predicted model, not a curated record
AUGGGGGUCGAAGCAGCCGAUAUGAAGUCCGACAUCGAGCGAAGUUGUCCGGAAAAGAACACCAAUUACAAACCGGACUGCUUGAACGACGCUAAGAGGUUCCUGAGGAUCAACAACUGCAGAUAUCGCCUCUGGAUGCACAAUUUCCAAAGCAAAGAGUUGGGAUAUCAAACGGACUUGACGGAGGAGAACCGACAGUCACUACUGAAAGCGAAAGACGAACUAUCAGCGUUCGAGAAAGAGACGGCAAAGAGGACGGGCGAAUUCAACUGGAAAGAAUUCAAGAGCAAGAAUGAAACCAUCUUCCGGUGGUUCGAAGCACUCUCCGAAUUAGGACCAGGUGAAAACUCACCUGAAAAUAUAGCCGAGUUAAAUAAAAUCAAAUCGAAUAUGGAACUCAGAUACAGCAAAACCAAAAUCUGUGCCUAUAGAUCCAAGAAGAAAUGUAACUUGGGACUUGAAACAGAUCUGGCUCCGUUACUUUUCACCUCUCACGACUGGGACGAACUUCUUCACCUUUGGAAAGCAUGGAGAGACGCCUCUGCUAGACCGAUGAGAGAAAUGUUUCUUAGCUACGCUCAGCUCAGCAAUGAAAUGGCCAAGCAGAACAGUCACAUGUUUUCUCAAAAUUGGGCUCAGAUAUUUGACAUUCUGAACCCUUUCCCCGAUUCACCAUCUCCGGAUAUUACUGCAGAGCUGCAGAGAAGGAAAAUGAAACCAAUCGACAUGUUUAAAAUUGCAGAAGAAUUCUUCACUUCAAUUGGAAUGAAGCCAAUGACGGAAGAUUUCUGGCAGAAGAGCGUCAUCGAGAAGCCAAAGGACAAAGAAAUGGUGUGCCACCCCUCGGCUUGGAACUUGUACGACGGAAAAGACUACAGGAUAAAGAUGUGUACUCAGAUAAACAUGAAGGAAUUUGUCACCGUUCAUCACGAGAUGGGGCACAUUGAAUACUAUCAAGAGUCCGCGCAUUUGCCAGUGAUUUUUCAAGAAGGAGCUAACCCUGGUUUCCACGAAGCUGUUGGGGACACGAUGGCUCUAUCAGUGGGUACUCCCACGCACUUGAAAAAAAUCAAACUUCUCGAGAAUUAUCCAAACAAUUCCAAUUCCGACAUCCUCUUCCUACUGAGAUUGGCACUCGAGAAAGUCGUGUACCUGCCGUCGUCCUACAUUUACGACUUGUGGAGAUGGAAAGUAUUCAGCGGAGAAAUUCCCCAAGAAGAGAUGAACAAGCACUGGUGGAAGAUGAGAAAUGAGUACGAGGGUCUCUGCCCACCAGUCAAAAGGACAGAGGAAGACCUGGAUCCUCUUGCCAAGUACCACGUGGCUACAGAUACGUCAUACAUGAGAUAUUUUUGGGGCUUUUUGCUACAGUUUCAGUUCCAUAAGGGUUUGUGCAAAGAAGCAGGACACGAAGGACCGCUGCACACGUGCGAUAUCUACCAAAAUAAGAAGGCGGGCAGCUUGUUCAGGAAAAUGUUGCGCCUGGGGAAAACAGUGCCCUGGGAGGAGGCCUUGUCCAUCGUAACGAACGGUGAGUUCAAACAGCUGAGCGCAACACCCCUGUUGGAGUACUUCGAACCACUUCACAACUGGCUCAAGGAACAGAACCGAAACGAGUACAUCGGAUGGAAGACCUCAGACCCCACGGUGUGUCCGAAGGGCACGGAUGAAGGUCCGGAGGGCAGAGGUACCAGUCCGGUAGGUGGAAGCUUGGAGUGUACAAGUCCGGAGAGAACAAGUCCAGAAGAUAGAAGCUUGAAGGGUAAAAGUUCGGAACGUAAAGGUAGAAGUCAAAGAAGAGAAGAUACGGAAGAUGAACCCAUCUAUAUCAAAGUCCAUAUCAGGGAAUAA